Messenger RNA from Corythoichthys intestinalis (scribbled pipefish), 502 nucleotides. RefSeq names its product short transmembrane mitochondrial protein 1 (gene stmp1). The coding region runs from base 153 to 293 and encodes 46 amino acids. The record is from RefSeq and is a predicted model, not a curated record. The transcript has 3 exons. Lineage: Eukaryota; Metazoa; Chordata; Actinopteri; Syngnathiformes; Syngnathidae.
UUCCCGCGCAUGCGCAAACGCAUUGUUGAUGACAGCCUAGCUUUGACAGACGUAGAUUAGUUUGUGUGGUUACCUCAAAGCUUUAACGUAAUAAUAACCGAUUUUAUCCUCAAGUUGUUUUGCUAACAUCGUUAAAACAUCACUUUCGAAUUAUGCUACAAUUCCUGGCUGGAUUCACCUUGGGCAAUGUUGUGGGGAUGUAUCUCGCUCAGAACUACGAUGUGCCAAACAUAGCGAAAAAAAUCGAAGCGUUCAAAAAAGACGUGGAGGCCAAGAAAAAACCACCCGAGUGACCAAAAUGCUUCCAUCAAGAAUAUCAUCCACAUCUAUUUAUUUCACAGGGUUGUGCCAGUGUUCUGACAGUGCCUCAGAAAUGUUACACUAUAUUUCUACAAGAUAUUUGCUAUUGUACAUUCAGGUUACCUGUAAAUCACAUUUGUUCUGGUGACAUGGCAAAAUUUGAACAUAUUCAGCGCACAAUAAAGUUGAGAAUUCCUUUAAA